AUGGCGUGGCGACCGCACGAAGUUGCAGGCCCUCAGCAAGGCCUCCUCGAGGGCGCUCCCCUUUCUCCGUUUUUCUCGUGUGAAUCAUCUCAGCAGCAGCACAAAGGAGUGAAAGGAACUCUGAAGGUACGGCCUUCGCCAUUAUUCUUCCAGCGCUGUCGCUCUGGCGGGUGGCUCAGGCGCCACAUUUGCCUAACAAAUGAAGGAGAGGAAACAGAACAGCUCUCCGCAUCGAGUUCAAAUCCUUAUUUGGUAUUUGUUCACAAAGAAAACGUCAACCUCCCCCCACGAGCGUCUGUCUUUCUGCCUGUCGUCGUCCGCCUGUUGCCUGCGCCGCAGCAGCCAGAUGACUGCACCACAGACCACAUAGAGAUAAUCACCAUUGAAGGCUCAGCAGGCUCCAUACAAGUGCCAGUAUUUAUUUCACAAAAGGGCUCGGAAACUGUCCAGGCUACCGGUUGUGCAGAUAGCCCUCGCAGUAGAGGGCCACGCCACAGGGCAGCGCCCCAACCACAUCCUUACAGUCCGCCUCCAGCUAACCAAAUUCCGCCAACUGACAGAAAAAACGUCUGUUUGUCUUCUCGCCUCCCUCAUUCCGUCCUUUCCCUCACUCCUCCCCUUGAACAUAGUGCUGGCGGGAUUCAUAAAGGGCGCAGCACCAGCAGCGGCAGCGGCAUUGCCGACGCCGUGCGCUGUAGCCCCCCAUUCCAAGGGCUGCUGCUGUCGUCCCUUCAAGACGGAAGCAGCAGCAACUGUCGACUAUCAGUUAAUCCUUCGUUAUGCCUUUCCCCACAGCCGUGGGCCUCUAUGGAAAUGCAGCGACUGCAGCAGCAGGAGCAGCAGCUGGAGCAGAAAGCAUCCAAAAGCCCUGCCGUGUGGGCAUGGCGGCUUCGCGUCGGGCGCUCUAAACACCCUUUCUCUAUUCCUAACUUGUCUGCAGGAUCGCCUAGCUCUCUGCUGGACUCACCUGGAGUUUUGAGCAAAACUAGCGCGAACAGCAGCAGCAGUUGCUGCAGUGGCAGCAACAGUAGCAGCAGGAGCAGCAGCAGACCGUGUGAUGAGAAUGCUGAGGGCUCAGCUGCUGUGGAUGCUUCCCUGGCGGCAUCAUCGUAUGUAUCUCUUUUGCCUUCGCGUGCUCUGUCCCUUCGUUCUGAAGAGUUGCAGCGUCCUCUGAGCUGCCUGCAUCCGGCAGUAGCGGAGGAGGUUUCGCACGCACCAGCAGGAUCAGGAGCCGCACUAGGAGCAGCAGCCGAUACCCUUCAUAUCCCUUCUAGAGCAACACAAGAGCUUAAGAUGGAGGGCCCAUUAAAAACUAGUAGAAGUGCAGCAGCAGCUGCUGGCCUUCUGUUAACCUCAUCUGGAUCGAUGGACUCCUCAGCCCUCAGCACAGACGCCACUAAAGCCUCAGCGAAUGAAGUGGACAUGCAGCAACAACAGCAACUGCAACAGCAACAGCAGCAACAGCCCGAACAUGCAAGCCGGGGAAGUCUGCUGCAGCUUCAGGAGGAAAAUCGGCUGCUGCAGGAGGCUCUCAAAAACAGCCGGGCAGAGAUUGAAGCUCUCGAGCUACUGGGACAGCUGCAGCAAACCGCUAGGCAAACCCAGCAGCAGCAGAAGCAGCAGCAGGAGGAGGUUCUUGAGGGAGUAGAUUGCCCUCAGCAGCAGCUAUGGGGGCCAAAACAAGGGGCUUCUCAACAUCCGAAGGCGCUGCAGCAGCAAACGAAGGAGGAGCAGAAGCAACAACACGAGAAGCAGCAGAAACCGCAGCAGCAAAAAGAGAAGAGCCAACAACAGCAGCCAGAAUAUCAGCAGACAGAGGCACAACCGUCGCAACACCAACAGCAGCACCAGGAGCGACAGGUGCCGCAGCAACUUGGGCAGCAGCAGCAACUGACGCAGCAGCUACGGGACUUUCAGGAGGCGCUCAAGCAGCAGCAUCAACAAUUGCACUAUGAGCAACAGCAGCAGCAACUUGAGCAGCCUGUGCAGCAGGUAGAGGAGGAGCAGCAGCUCUUUCCGCAAAUCUUGAAGCAAGUGUCGGAGAAGCAGCAGCCGCAGCUUGAGCCGCUCCAGCGGCCUGUUACGGCACCAGUGCAGCAACAGCAGCGACAGCAGCUGAAGCAGCAACAGCUGCGGCAGAAUCAGCCAGAAGAGGGUGAAGAGAGGGGGAUUCGUAUACACCCGACUCCCCUUAAGAAAACUGCUACAGGGGCGAAGGGAGAAGAAACCCCUCAAGAGCGGAGGAGUCCACCGCUGUUUGUGUGGCCGUCUGCAGCGGAAAGCCUCAGCACGUUCAACAGACGGCUGCUGCGGCUUGCCUCCAACAGCACACGCAAUCAGCCAGCAGCAGCGGUGUGCAGCAGCAGCAGCAGAUGCUGCAGCAGAUGCGGUGAAGGGCCUGAAAAGGACAAAGCAACAAAUGGCAAGAAUGAGUUGCUUCUAGAGCAGCAGGAGGCGGCUGCUCUGCAGAAAGAAGAGCUGCAAGCGGUGAAGGCAGCUUUUGCUGCUGCGCAGGUGCGGCAUGAGCAGCAGCAGGAACUGCUGCAGCGCAAGGUUCAAGCACUGGAACAAGAAGUAGCGGCAGCGGCAGCAGUAGCGGCCGUCUCGGAAGAAAGGGCAAGCCGCCUUCUGCUGCACUUAGAGGAGCAGCGACAGCAGGCUGCUGCUGCGGCACGUGCCUCUUCUGCUACGCGUAUCCGUCUUUCGGGACGUUUAAAGGACACGCAGCUUCGAGUCAAGCAGCUCAGUGAGCUGCUUCACGCAGUGCAGCAGCAGCAUUCCUUCCUCGCUUCCUUGCAGCAAAAACAUGCACCAGCAGCAGGGAGACCUGACAGACUUCGAAGGUGUUGCCAGAGACGGCAACCACGUAAAAUACGGCCCCGAAGCAGCAGCAGCAUAAGCAGCAUUAGCUGUAUCAGCAGCAGUGAAGGCAGUAGCAGCUGCUGCAGCAACGACAGCAGCAGCAGCAGCGGCUGCGGCGAGGCAAGACAGCAACAACGCGUAAAGAAGCAGCAGAAGGCGUCGAAGGACUUUUGGGUUUUGGAGGUGCCCGAAGAUAUUCAACAGCUCAUGGACUCCCUAGAAACACCAGCAGCAGUACCUGUAGCAGCAACAGCGGGUGCACUGCGAGGUGGUGUUGCCAUAGACAUCGCAGCAUACAACCAGCAGCUGCCGCCAGCAGGCGGCCUGCCCCUGAGUCCUGCAACAGAAGUGGCAGCAACCGCAGCUACUGCUCCUGCCCUCCAAAAACGUAAAGGGAGGCAGAAAAAGUCCCUCCGUGCUGUUUCGCGCCGCGUUGAUCGUGGGUGCUGCUGCAGUAGCAGCAGGAACAGCACGUGCUGCUGCAGUUGCAGCGCCAGCUGCUGGGAGUUACAGCAGAGAUUAGCUCAGACAACAGCUAAGCUGAUAGUGAAGAGCCAGCUGCUUAUAGCACAGGAAUCAGCCAAUAAGGAGCUGCAGCUACAGGCAGAAGAGGGUGCAGCAGCAGCAGCAGCAGCAGAUGCUGCUGCAGCGGCAGCCGAGAAGAAGCUGCUGGGCGCCUUAUCUCGUAGCGCCUCCAUGCACGCGCAACUCCAAGCUGCUGCUGCAGCACAGCAACAGUUGCAGGCCUCAACGAAUGCAGCAGCAGCAACAGCGGCAGAGCUGUUGCAAACCAACAAGCAACUGCGCUUACGCCUUGAAGCUGCCAAUAACGAAAGGGACACGUGGAAGCAGCACCUGCAACAGGAACUGCAGCAGGAACUGCAGCAGAAGCUGCAGCAAGAAUGCAAACACUCCAAGACAGCAAGGGAAAAGCAACAAGUGGAAAAUAUCCAGGAACAGGCGCCCUACAAAGGCAACCAACAACAACACGGUCCGAACGCACUCCUGCAACAACAGCAGCCUAUCUCCUGCCAUUACUGUUGUGCGGAAGGAACAUCUGCUGCAGCUGAAGCAGCAGCUACAACAGCAGCAAUAGGAGCAACAACAGCAACAACAGUAACAGCAGGAACAACAGUAACAGCAGCACCAGCAGCAACGGCAACAGACGCUGCUUGGCGUGCAGCAGAUCCGCUUGUUUUGGCUGUAGAGGAGCUCGCAUGCAGUUUGAGAGAUAUGAAAGAAGAGUUGAGUCUCGUCAAUGCAAGCACCCCAACAGGCACCCCACACCCAGCAACAAAUCCUCUGCAGCAACCUGCAGAAGCACCAGCAGCAGCGGCAUUGUGGCGCUGGCCCAUAUUUGGGCAGAACUCCUUAAUAAGCGACAGGAGCACCAACAGCAACAACAACAGCAACAACGACAGCAGCAGCGGCAGCACCAACAGGCUUAGAGAACUACAGGUGACAGGGGAAAAACUACUUGAGGGUGUUGGUGUCUGUCUGGUGUGUUUGUCUCAUCGUCUGUUUGUUAGCCAGCAGCAGCAGCAAAAUAGCAGCAGCAGACGCAGCAAUCUAAUGAGGGCCCUGCAAGAAGAAACUGCGCGGCGCGUGGCCGAACAGGCAAAAGCAAAGCAUUUGAAGAUUGAGACUGUUGCGCUAGAGAGAAAGCUGUUGGUGUUGGAGUCGUGUGCUGCCGCGGAAGCUGCUCAAGUGGCCGCAGAUCACCGUGAGCAGCAGCAGCAGCUUCUGCAGCAGCAGCAGCAGCUGUUGCUGGCUCUGAGCGAACGGGAGGAGCAGCUGCAUAUGCUGCUGUCGGAGCAGAAGUCGCUGCAGCAACAGCAACAGCAGCUGCAGCGGGCGCUACGGGCGGCUCUGCGGAAGGGGCGGCAGGCAGCAGCAGCAGCAGCAGCAGCAGCGGAAGACGCUGUAUUUCAGCGACUGUCAGAUUGGAGAAGCUCGCUCGUUCGCACCACAGUGGAGGCAGCAGAGAGCUGCUGCCCGGAUCUCAGCUGCAGCACCAGCACCACCGCAAGCUGCAGCAGCAGCAGCAGCAGCAAGUGGAAGGGCAAGAGGAAGUUUUCUGCUGAACAGAGACCUCGGCGCCGGGCUCAGUUCUUAGGUUUAGUUCAGCGCCUCGCAGCAGCAGAAAUCGCUGUCAAGGAAUUAGCAGCCAUUGUAGAGGAGACAGCAGCAGCAGCGCCUCAUGCCUCUCCUCACCCAUACACAGAUGUCCACCAGGAGCAGCAGCAACAGCUGCAGUUGCAGCACACAGCUUCGCCGUGUUCAUCGGCGGCAGCAGCACGAAUUCACAGUCCCAAGGAAAAACCUCAUUGCGCCAAUAACAGUAGCCUGCAUGCACAAUAUGAACAGUGCAGCUCAGCGUCCUGCAGCAGCAGCAACAGUAACGAUAACAACAAAGGCAGCAACAACAACAACGGCGGUUCCUGUGCUUGUGGCUGCCUGUGCUGCUGGAGCCCGGAAAGCAGCAUGUCUCAGCAGCAGAAACAGCAGCAGCGGCAGCACCAGCUGCUGGUUGGUGCGUAUGCAGCACAGCAGCAGCAGCUGCAGCGGGCCCUCUUCGCUCUCCGUCGUUCGGGGCUGGAGGUCGAUCGACUGCACAACAGUUUGCUGCUGCAGCAGCAGCUGCGGGUUCCGAAUGAAGAAACAGCCCUCAAGUCGCGGACAGCAAUAGCAGAGGCAGAAGAGCUUAAAAACCAAGUUGCAAGGCUGGAGGAAGCUGCAGUACUUGAUCGGCAGCAGUGGCAGCAGGAGCUCAUGCUGCUGCAGCAAACGUACUGUACAACUUUGCUGCAGCGCGGUGCCGCCAAAGAGCGGCGAAAACAGAGAGCGCUGGAGGCACAAGCAGCAAACCAGCAGCAACUGCAGCAGCAUCAGCUACAACAGCAAAAAGCAGCUCGCGAACUGGAGCAGCAAGCGGGGUUGUUGCAGCAGGGCAGCAGCUGCAGCGAGCAGCUGCUGCAGGCACUGGUCGAAGUUCAACAGAAGGGGGCAGAGCAAAUAGCAGCAAGACAAAGCCGCAGCACCACUGCAACAGAUACCUUCGGCUCCUCGUCUUGCAGCAUCUCUGUUCGGCGUCUUCUGUCUCUUCUUGUGGAUCUCUGCCGGCGCCUUGCAUUUCUCGAAAGAAAAGCAAAUGUGGAGCUGCAGCCUUUUAGGGCAAGGCAGCAGGAGCAGGAGCUACAGCAGCAGCUACAAGUGCAACCAACGGAAGAGUCUCUUAUCGCCUACCGGUUGCUCUUAGGGGCUUUACUACAGCAGUUGCACCAGCAACAGGCCCUGCUGCAGCAAAUGAAGCAGCAAAAAUACUUGCAACGGGACCAGCAGGAGCCCACGGGUGCCGAACUUGCAGCAGCACAGCUCACAGUGGCUACUCGUGCUGCUGAUGAUGGUGAUGCUGCUAUUCUUGAUGCUGCUGAACCUGGUGCCUCCCCUUUGGUAGAAGCCGGCGUCCUUUGGCUGUUUAUGUCCGCAGCGAACUCUUGCAGCACCUGCAGAAAAUGCGCUGCACAGGACUUGGUUUCUGUUGCCGCUGCUGCAGGACGUCAGCAGCAGCAACAGGAGGCAGCGAAAGAAGCAGCUGCGGGGAUGGUGCAGCAAACACAAACCCUUGCAGGCCUUCUGCCUUUUAUUGUUGCAGCGCAGCGGCGGAUAACAGCGCUGCUGCAAACAGUCGGGGGAACUCCGUCGGGAGGCCCUCAGCUAUUCGGCGAUGCCCCUGUUGCUGCAUAUGGGGAAACAAAUCAGGAUCUGGGAGCUGCAGCACCAGCGGCAGAGGGUGCCCACCGACUGUCUAAAGUGGAUGCAUGGGAAUGCUGGGUGCUGCUUCGGGAGGUUCACAGGUUGGCUGCAGUAGCAGCCACAGCAGCAGCAGGGGCGCUUUCGCGUGCUCAGGGAUUUUGCUCCUCUCUGUGCAUGGCUCUCGCUGCUUCACUGGGGCAAGAAACCAGCGGCACACUAGAAAGUAACUUCACAUGUUGGAAAGGAGCAGAAGCAGCACCAUCACUUCCACCUCAUCCAUCAGAAACCCCAGAGACAACAGCGCCAGCAACAGUUACAGCAGCACCAGCAGCAACAGCAACAGCUCAGACAAAGCCUGUGGUGGAGGGCCUCUGUGGGUCACCCUGUAGUGGGGGGCUGUUCCCUAAUGCGCACAGCAGCAGUGCAGCUGCUGCUUUAGACUGCAGCGCAGCACCAAGACCAGAAAAUGCAGCUGCGACAGUAAUGGGACCACAAGCAGCAGCAGCUGCUGCUGUUGCUGCUUCAUGCGGAGUUGUUGGAGCGCAGCAGAGGGCUCUGGAGGUACUUCGAGACGACGAAAACUCGCAGCAGCAUUCCUGUAAAAACAAUGCCAAAGCGAUUCACAGAAGCAGCAGCAGCAAACAUAAGGCAAUGGAACAGCAAAUUCAACAACAGCAGCAGCAAAGCCUGCAACAGCACCAAAUGUUGCCGCAGACACAGCAACAGCAGACGCUGCAGCAGCACCAUCAGAAGCAACAGCAGCACCAGCAGCAGCCGCCGCACCAGAAACUACAGCUAAAACGGCAGCAACCGCAGCAGGUGCAACAUCUGCAGCAGCUGCAACAGUGGCAACAGCAGCAACAGCUGCAGCAGCAACAGCCGAUACAGCAGCCACAACACCUGCAGCAGCAGCAGCAACAACAGCAACAGCUGCAACAGAAACAACGACAACAACAGCUGCUGCAGCAACAGAUGCAAGAGGUCCAACCGCUCCAGCAGCAGCAACAGCUCCAGAAGCAGCAACAGAUGCAACAGCUGCAACCGCUCCAGCAACAGCACCAGUUCGAGAAGCUCCAAGAGCGGCGACAGCUUCUAUUCUGGAACCAGCAGCAACAGCAGCAGUGGAGGGAAGGCCUUUGCAGCGAAUCACAGAGCGCAGCAUCUCCAGCAGCGACACCACCACCCGGAGCAGCAGCAGCAGCUGGAGUAGCAGCAGGAGCAACAGGAGGCACAACCAUAGAGGUUCCGCCUGCAGCUGCAGCUCCCUCCUGCGAUAAAGGUAGCAAUAACUGCUGCUGCAAGGUGGAGGCACCUUGCAGCAUUUCAAAGUGUGAUGCCGUUGCAACAACGCAGCAACAGCAGGUCAUGCAGCGACAGCUUAUUGCUCUUGCUGCGCACACGCAGCAGCCGAAGGAUUCUUGGGUGCAGCCCAGCUGCACCUUCCCCUCGCCGCAGCAGCAAAUGCAGCAGCAGCAAAUGCAGCAGCAAAUGCUGCAGCAACUGCAGCAGCAACAACAAAAAGAACAGCACCACCAGCACCACCCCAGUUCCCCCCAACAUCCGUGCUGGCGGAAUUACCAUCAAGGCCACAAACAGUCGAAGGAGCAGCAGGAGGAAAAGCAGCACCAGCAGCAGCCCCUAGAGGAGCAGCACCAACAGCAGCAAAGCGCAAAUGCCUCGGAGGGAUUUCCCACCUGCCUGCAUUUUGGCUGCAGCAGGUCUCAGCUGAUAAAUUGGCAAAGCGGCCUUACAGCGGCAUGCGCUGGCUCUGCGGCUCUGAGGAGGCCAUCUGGGCAUCUAAAGCAGCAGCAGAGACAUAAAACGCAGAACGAUAAACCAUCGGAUUCUGCUGCCGUAUGUCGAAUUUACUUGCAGAGACGAGAGGCAAACCCCAGCUUGAAGGCCCCUCAGACAGGGGAGAAGAUACCGGCGAAGGAAAUGCAAAAUAUGGAACAAACAUCAGCAGUAGCAGCAGAAGCAACACAAGCCGCGGCAGGGGAAGCAACAACAAAAGCGGGGCUGCAUAGCAGACGAACAGCUUCACACGCUCCCUCUCCUAUCCGCAUGCAGAAGAGGAGUUCCAAAGAAGUGAAGAGAAUAAAUGGAAGAGCAGCAAAAGGGAAACAGUACGGAGCAUUGGAAACUGCAGUCGAGGGGGUGUAUGUACAGCGCAGAGCCGCCAGCUGUGCAGCUGCCGCCUGCAGUUCAGCAGCGACAUGUUGGCGAAACCAACCUCGUGGGAUUCCUCGCAAGGAGUCUCCUAAAGGAUUGAACUGA
Eimeria maxima is the source of this 8895-nucleotide messenger RNA. RefSeq lists its product as hypothetical. Lineage: Eukaryota; Apicomplexa; Conoidasida; Eucoccidiorida; Eimeriidae. Bases 1 to 8895 code for a protein of 2964 amino acids. The record is from RefSeq and is a predicted model, not a curated record. The transcript is spliced from 5 exons.